Messenger RNA from Hibiscus syriacus, 747 nucleotides. RefSeq names its product guanosine deaminase-like. Gene Ontology annotation, molecular function: zinc ion binding; guanosine deaminase activity. The record is from RefSeq and is a predicted model, not a curated record. The transcript has 5 exons. Lineage: Eukaryota; Viridiplantae; Streptophyta; Magnoliopsida; Malvales; Malvaceae. Gene Ontology annotation, biological process: purine nucleoside catabolic process. The coding region runs from base 67 to 621 and encodes 184 amino acids.
UACAGUUGCCGUCUUUCAUUAUAUUUUCCCUUAAUUCAAUCAAAUUUUAACAGUUUUCUUCUCAUCAUGGAAGAAGCAAAUGUUUUGGAAGCCAAAGAUGGAACCAUUGCUGUUGCCUCUGCUUUUCCUGCUCAUCAAGAAGAAAUACAGGAUAAAGACCACAAAUUCAUAGAAGAAGCAAUUGAAGAAGCAUAUAAAGGGGUUGAAUGCAAAGACGGGUACCCAUUUGGUGCGGUGAUUGUCCGCAACGAUGAAGUCGUCGUCAGUUGUCAUAACAUGGUUUGGAUCAACACCGACCCUACCGCCCAUGCUGAGGUUACUGCAAUAAGAGAGGCAAGCAAGAAGCUCAAUAAGGUUGAUCUCUCGGACUGUGAAAUAUAUGCUUCCUGUGAGCCCUGUCCAAUGUGCUUUGGUGCCAUCCAUCUGUCCAGACUCAAGAGGGUGGUUUAUGGAGCGAAAGCAGAGGCAGCCGUGGCGAUUGGAUUUGAUCCGUUCAUUGCUGAUGCAUUGAGAGGUGGUACUGGGCUGCACCAGAAGGCUUGCAUGGAGAUCAAGAAAGUUGAAGGUUCAGGUGCGGAACAAGUCUUCCAGAAAACCAAGCACAUGUUUACCCUGUAUUAACCGGUGUUUAUGAAAACAACUCCCCUUCCUUUGAAUUCUGUCCAGUGUUUGAGAAGAAUAAGGAUGACUUUACCUUGUACCCAUUCCUGUUGAGAGAAUUAUGAAAAUCCCUUUGUCUACGUGUUA